GAUAAUGGAAAGAAAAGGGUAUCGUCGAAAAAAGAAGAAUAGGAACAGCAACUUGAGCGACACUUUUUACUGAAAACAAAAUUGUACGACCAGCUUCCUUUCUGAUCAAGACCCAAAAUUUCCCAUUUCACCCCACUGAGAAUCUUGAUCCCCAAUGCUCAUGUGGGUUUCUCCCAAAUCGCUCUCUUUCCCACUCGCCACUACCUCCAAACCAAACAAGCGAACAAACACUAAACUGUGAAAGACAACAAGACCCCAACACGCCAACAACCCAGCAAUGGCUUCAGGUAGCAGAGGCAACAACAACAACAAAAACAGCAGCAACCAAUUAGCUCAGUCCUCGAACACAACGAGCAACAUGAAGCUCCACAACGCCGAGUCCUCCAUACCCAGAGCCAUUGAACAGUACACCGUCGACGCUCGGCUUCACGCCGUAUUCGAACAGUCCGGCGAGUCAGGCAAGUCCUUCGACUACUCUCAGUCCGUUAAAACCACCACACAGUCGGUACCCGAGCAACAAAUCACAGCCUACUUGUCCAGAAUCCAAAGGGGUGGCCAUAUCCAACCCUUUGGCUGCAUGAUUGCCGUGGACGAAGGCACUUGUCGCGUUAUCGCUUACAGCGAAAACGCACGCGAGAUGCUCGGUCUCUUGCCUCAGUCAGUCCCGAGUCUCGAGAGGCCCGAGAUUUUGACAAUUGGGAUUGAUGUGAGGACGCUCUUUACGCCCUCGAGCUCGGUUCUGCUCGAGAAGGCUUUUGGAGCUAGGGAAAUCACGUUGUUGAACCCGGUUUGGAUUCAUUCCAAGAAUUCCGGGAACCCCUUUUACGCGAUUUUGCAUAGGAUAGAUGUGGGGAUUGUGAUUGAUUUGGAGCCUGCGAGGACAGAGGACCCUGCUCUGUCUAUUGCCGGGGCGGUGCAGUCACAGAAGCUAGCUGUGCGGGCGAUUUCCCAGCUGCAGUCGCUUCCCGGUGGGGAUAUCAAGCUCUUGUGUGAUACUGUGGUCGAGAGUGUGAAAGAGCUUACUGGGUAUGAUAGGGUUAUGGUUUAUAAGUUUCAUGAGGAUGAGCAUGGUGAGGUUGUGGCCGAGAGCAAGAGGCUGGAUUUGGAGCCGUACAUUGGGUUGCAUUAUCCGGCCACAGAUAUUCCUCAGGCUUCGAGGUUUUUGUUUAAGCAGAACAGGGUUAGGAUGAUUGUGGAUUGCCAUGCCACGUCAGUUCGGGUGAUUCAGGAUGAAGGGCUUAUGCAGCCUUUGUGCUUGGUUGGCUCCACACUUCGUGCUCCCCAUGGUUGUCAUGCUCAGUAUAUGGCCAAUAUGGGCUCAAAUGCCUCAUUAGCAAUGGCAGUUAUUAUCAAUGGGAACGAUGAGGAAGCUGUUGGUGGGCGGAGUGCAAUGAGGUUGUGGGGCUUGGUUGUUUGCCACCACACUUCUGCUCGAUGCAUUCCCUUCCCUCUCCGCUAUGCUUGUGAGUUCUUGAUGCAGGCGUUUGGACUCCAAUUGAAUAUGGAGUUGCAAUUGGCUUCGCAAUUGUUGGAGAAACAUGUUUUAAGGACGCAGACUCUCUUGUGCGAUAUGCUUCUUCGUGACUCGCCUCCUGGAAUUGUUACUCAAAGUCCUAGCAUAAUGGACCUUGUCAAGUGUGAUGGGGCAGCCCUCUACUAUCAGGGGAAGUACUAUCCACUGGGUGUCACCCCUACAGAGGCGCAGAUAAAGGACAUAGUGGAGUGGUUGUUGGCCUUCCAUGGAGACUCCACAGGUUUAAGCACAGACAGUUUGGGUGAUGCUGGGUACCCUGGAGCAGCCUUGCUCGGAGAUGCUGUUUGCGGGAUGGCUGUUGCUUAUAUAACUAAAAGGGAUUUUCUAUUCUGGUUCCGAUCCCACACUGCAAAAGAGAUCAAAUGGGGUGGUGCCAAGCAUCACCCAAAGGACAAGGAUGAUGGGCAGAGGAUGCAUCCACGUUCUUCGUUCAAGGCAUUUUUGGAAGUGGUAAAAAGCCGCAGCUUGCCAUGGGAGAAUGCAGAAAUGGACGCUAUCCACUCUUUGCAGCUUAUUCUGCGUGACUCAUUUAGGGAUGCUGAGGCAAGCAAUUCUAAGGCUGUUAUAAAUGCCCAGCUUGGGGACAUGGAAUUGCAAGGGAUGGAUGAGCUCAGCUCAGUUGCGAGAGAAAUGGUCAGGUUGAUAGAGACUGCAACUGCUCCUAUAUUUGCUGUUGACGUUGAUGGCUGUAUAAAUGGGUGGAAUGCGAAGGUUGCAGAGUUGACUGGGCUCUCUGUAGAUGAAGCUAUGGGGAAGUCCUUGGUUCAUGAUCUUGUUUAUAAAGAAUCUGAAGAAAUAGUAGACAAGCUUCUUUAUCACGCUUUGGGAGGUGAAGAAGAUAAGAAUGUAGAGAUAAAACUGAAGACCUUUGGCCCUGAGAAUCCUAAGAAUGCUGUAUAUGUGGUGGUCAAUGCUUGCUCCAGCAAGGAUUACAUGAAUAAUAUAGUUGGAGUUUGUUUUGUUGGUCAGGAUGUUACCGGUCAGAAAGUGGUGAUGGACAAGUUCAUCCACAUACAAGGUGAUUACAAGGCUAUUGUUCACAGUCCCAAUCCUUUGAUCCCUCCCAUAUUUGCUUCAGAUGAGAACACUUGUUGCUCAGAGUGGAACACUGCCACCGAAAAGCUCACUGGGUGGGCCCGAGGGGACAUCAUGGGAAAAAUGUUGGUUGGAGAGGUUUUUGGCAGUUGCUGUCGGCUGAAGGGUCCAGAUGCUUUGACAAAAUUCAUGAUUGUCUUGCACAAUGCAAUUGGAGGGCAGGACACAGACAAGUUCUCAUUUUCCUUCUUUGAUCGGAAUGGGAAAUACGUACAAGCUCUCUUGACAGCAAACAAGAGGGUAAAUAUGGAUGGCCAGAUUAUUGGUGCCUUCUGCUUCUUGCAGAUUGCUAGUCCUGAGCUGCAGCAAGCUCUGAAAGUUCAGCGGCAACAAGAGAAGAAAUGUUUUUCAAGAAUGAAAGAGUUGGCUUACAUUUGCCAGGAAAUAAAGAAUCCUUUGAAUGGUAUUCGUUUUACUAACUCGCUUUUGGAGGCUACGGAAUUGACCGAAGAUCAAAAGCAGUUCCUUGAGACUAGUGCUGCCUGUGAGAAGCAGAUGUUGAAGAUUAUAAAGGAUGUUGAUCUUGAGAGCGUUGAAGAUGGAAUAAGUUCAUUGGAGCUUGAGAAUGUAGAAUUCUUACUUGGGAGUGUCAUAAAUGCUGUUGUUAGCCAAGUAAUGAUAUUGCUGAGGGAAAGAAAUUUACAAUUGAUUCGGGAUAUUCCAGAAGAAAUCAAAUCAUUGGCUGCUUGUGGUGAUCAAGUAAGAAUUCAACAGGUGCUUGCCGAUUUCUUGUUAAAUAUGGUGCGUUAUGCACCAUCUCCAGAAGGUUGGGUAGAGAUUCAUGUUCGUCCAAGCUUGAAGCAAAAUUCUGAUGGAAUCACACUUUUGCACACAGAAUUCAGGAUGGUAUGCCCUGGUGAAGGUCUCCCUCCUGAAUUGGUUCAGGACAUGUUCCAUGGCAGCCGAUGGACGACUCAGGAAGGCCUGGGGCUGAGCAUGUGCAGGAAAAUUCUAAAGCGCAUGAAUGGUGAAGUCCAAUAUAUCAGAGAGUCAGAAAGAUGUUAUUUCUUAGUUGUUAUUGAACUUCCCAUGCCUCGGACAGACUCAAAGACUGUUGACUAGGUUGUCAGGAUCAUUAGAGAGGCCCAAAACUUGAAAGCUUUCUCAGAUACUUCUUCUUCUGGCAUAUACCCUUUUUGAUGGCUCGCAUAAACCAGCACUUAGGAGGCUUACACUUGCAGCAAAGCCACUUGAUCCAGUUGAUUGGUAUUCAAUAAAAGAUUGAGAGCAUUUAGAAUGUUAGAUCCACCUUGCUGUUGGGCAAAAGGAUCAGCAACCUACUAAUAUAAGGCAAGUGGGUGCCAUUUGAGAUUGUUAUUGAAGAUUUUCACUGAUCAUGAGAAGCAGUUGCCGUUGUGGACUUGGUUGGAUUGACUCGCAUAUUUCUCCUUCCAUAAGCAUGUGUUGUACUUAUUGUUUGUACUAUAUACAUAUAAAUAUAUGUAUUCGAGUUCCCAAAAUAAAUGUAAAAUAUUAUCCUCUGCUUCAGGCGGCAAUUGUUCUGUGUAAUAAAGCCAAUAGUCGUGUUAUAAUUGUUGAGUUU
This is a messenger RNA of Corylus avellana, 4172 nucleotides long. RefSeq names its product phytochrome B. The record is from RefSeq and is a predicted model, not a curated record. Gene Ontology annotation, biological process: detection of visible light; protein-tetrapyrrole linkage; regulation of DNA-templated transcription. Gene Ontology annotation, molecular function: photoreceptor activity; phosphorelay sensor kinase activity; protein homodimerization activity. Lineage: Eukaryota; Viridiplantae; Streptophyta; Magnoliopsida; Fagales; Betulaceae.